AUGCGGAGAUCCUUUCGGUCCAAUCUUGGCUGCUGUCUCACAUACAUAUGUGACAAUUGUGUUGCAUGUCUCUCUGUGUCCGUCUUUGUUUUUGUAAUGGCCAUUGUCAUUGUUGCUGCCAUCUUGUGGGCACUGGAAUUCAUUCGCUCACUCAUGGGACACGACAACAAACUGUUUCCGGGCCUGUAUCCAUCUCCGGAAUGUCACAAGUGCCAACGCGAUGGAGAUUGCUCUCUAGCCUACCAAGGUGGACCCGGGAAAUACUGUGGAAUCCCCGCAGGGAAUGAUAAUUACAAUGACGGAUCUUAUUGCUGUUGCCCGGUAGAGUCCAAAUGCCAAAUGACAAGCUGGGAAUGUCUGUGUGAAGGGUCCAAGGCAGAAGUGCAGCAUCAUGAAAUCAUGGGAUGGGUCAUCCUCAUUCUGGUUUGUGUCAUUCUCCUUUUUCACCCUCUUAUUACGGACUGGUGCAAGAGGUGGAUUGAUUGGUGCUGCCCCGACAGAUACCAACUGCAUGAAUGGGAUGAUGACAUUGAAAGGGAAUCCCUCAUCAGAGAAACUUAUGAUGCUAAUAACACCACAUAUCAGGCCACAAGCUACCCGGGUUAUGACUUUUCAGGAACUGGUACCAAAAAUACCACAAACAGCUCAGGUUAUGACUUUACUUAA
Seminavis robusta is the source of this 666-nucleotide messenger RNA. The record is from the annotation of a GenBank genome assembly. NCBI's taxonomy places the organism in Eukaryota, Bacillariophyta, Bacillariophyceae, Naviculales, Naviculaceae.